This is a messenger RNA of Paramormyrops kingsleyae, 2513 nucleotides long. RefSeq names its product neuropeptide Y receptor type 5. Gene Ontology annotation, molecular function: pancreatic polypeptide receptor activity; neuropeptide binding; peptide YY receptor activity. Gene Ontology annotation, biological process: chemical synaptic transmission; G protein-coupled receptor signaling pathway. Gene Ontology annotation, cellular component: plasma membrane; neuron projection. The record is from RefSeq and is a predicted model, not a curated record. Lineage: Eukaryota; Metazoa; Chordata; Actinopteri; Osteoglossiformes; Mormyridae.
UACGUCGCUGCCAGAUCUCAGUUUAUUGAUGCCCUGCGAGGGUGGAAUAACGAGGGGAAAAACUUCAAAUGCGACUUGGAAAAACAACCGAAACCCUCAGCCUGAAAAAUCCAAUUUGAGCCACACGAAGCACUGAAACAAGGACCUCGGGAGUAACGAAGAGCCACAUGCAGCCAGAGGAGAGCAAAGUAACAAGGCAGUUUGCGUGACGUGUGAACGAAAAGCGGACAUACUGUCCGUCUGCGCGCUCAAUGAGGCACUGUGGAGGCAGCAUGCAAGGAUCGCGGGCAUCCUCUGUACCAGCACCGAAGAUCGGGUCCUAAAGCUGCUUCAGGGAAGAUCGGACAUGGAUGUGGAAUAUGCCACCAGGAACGAGACAUUUACAAACAAUGCCAGUGACCCAAUUCACAACACAUACAUUCCAUCAUGGGAAGAUUUCAACAGCAGCGUGAAUGACGUUCGCUACUUCUUGAUUGGACUGUACACAACGGUGAGCAUUUUGGGGCUUCUGGGUAAUAUCCUUAUAUUAAUGACACUAGCGAGGAAAUGGAAGGAAAAGACCAUCAUCAACUUCCUGGUGGGUCACCUGGCAUUCUCGGACAUCUUGGUGGUUCUGUUUUGCUCGCCGUUCACCUUGACUUGUGUGCUGCUGGAUCACUGGAUCUUUGGGGAGGCCAUGUGCCACAUUGUUCCCUUCCUGCAGUGCGUAUCUGUAGUCGUCUCGACGCUGGUGCUCAUGACCAUCGCCAUGGUCCGGUAUCACAUGAUAAGCCACCCGUUGUCCGCUCAUCUCUCGGUGAACGCCGGCUGCCUCCUUCUGGCAAUGAUCUGGGCACUCAGCCUGUCCGUGUGCUCACCCCUGCCGGUGUUCCACACCACCGUGGACUUGAGCGAGAGGUUCCACUUGGAACCUCUGCGCAACAAAUCACUCUGUAUAGAGUCGUGGCCCUCCAGCGGGUACCGCAUCGCGUUCACCAUCAGCCUGCUCUUCAUCCAGUACAUCCUGCCCGUGGUUUGCCUCACCGCCAGCCACGUAAGCCUCUGCUGGAGAGUCAGCGCCAGUGUCCAGGUCCAGCCUCGGGCUCAGGCAGAGGAGAACGAGAUGAUCCGGUUAACCCUCCAGCAGCCGGAUGAGACGGCCUCCCAGCCAGACCAGCACACCAAUUCUGACAGCUGGAGGUUGGCUCUAGCCCGGAAACAGAGGAGAAGAUACAGCAAAAAGACCUGCUUGGUCGGCCCGGCAACUUCGAGCCGGGAAACGGACUCCAGGGAACGGCUGACACCCAAAGAGCGGGACAAGUCUCCAGCUCCUCUUCUACCUACGGUUCCCAUCUGCUUCGAACUCAAGGAGGAUGAGACCAUGGAGCUGCAGAAGAUGCUCACGGCCUCCAAGUCGGUGUCCCGGGUGAGGAGGAGGACGCGUGGCGUGUUCCUUAAGCUGACCACAGUGGCACUGGCUUUCGCUAUCAGCUGGAUGCCACUGCACCUCUUCCACCUGGUGACAGACUUUAACGCCAAUCUGAUCUCGAGUCGCCACUUCAAGCUCAUAUACUGCAUCUGCCACCUGCUGGGAAUGAUGUCAUGCUGCCUGAACCCCAUUCUAUAUGGAUUCCUAAACAAUGGGAUCAAAUCGGACUUGCUGUCCUUGAUUAAGUGUUUCUACAUGUCGUAAUUGAGUUGGAGGUCAUGUGACAGGACACUGUGCAAUAGUCAAAGAAAGUGUUUAAAGCUAUUUAUGCGGGUAGUAAGUGCAUGUUUGCUCAGAAAAAGCGUAAGAUGACAGUAUACGCAAAUUAACAGUAAAAUAAUAAAAAAUAAGAAUUUCACCUGUUACAAUUACAAUUACAAUUACAAACCUAUCCUCAAGGCACACCAGCCGUUUCAUGUAUUCGUUACACUUCACCACUAGCUAACUUAAUUAAUUUUACUUAAUUAAAUAAUUUUUUGAGGUACUGAUCAACUAGACUAGUAUGCUAGUGGUCCCAUCAAUAAUUCCAUUGGAUAGUUACUACAAAUACUGGGAUGAUUUAAGAAAAGAUGCUGAAGUGGCUAAUCUGGCACACUUUGGUAGACAUGAUGUCACAGAUUUACACCAACAUAAAAUCAUUUAAACAUAGAUUUUUUUUUUUACUUUGACUUUUGCACAGCACUGUAAGUCAAACAGCUGCUGCGCAAAUGCUUAACUGUCCUUUACAGGUAACGGUAAUUUCCCCGGGGAGAAAAAAAACAAACAAACUUAGUGCUGCAAAGAUGGGUUAUUUUUGUGCUCAAAUUAUUGAUUCUGCUUGAUGUUUUGGUGGUGGAUGAGCAAGAUAUGGAUAUUGACAUCUCAAAACAAUGUACUAUACUGCAUGAUCAAUUAGUCAUUUUUAAAGCAAUUUUUUGUUAAAUAUAUAUGUUGUACAUGGCUACAUGCACUGAGUUGUAUUUAGUGAUAAGUAUCCUUCGUGUAAUCAUAAAAAUAGCUAUAAAAAUAAGUAAAAGGAUGCACUACCACUGACAUCAGAAAUGCA